Molecule: messenger RNA, 1245 nt
Organism: Strongyloides ratti
Lineage: Eukaryota; Metazoa; Nematoda; Chromadorea; Rhabditida; Strongyloididae
Product: FACT complex subunit SSRP1
Exons: 1
Coding region: 1-1245 (414 amino acids)
Cellular component (GO): FACT complex; nucleus
Molecular function (GO): histone binding; DNA binding; nucleosome binding
Source: RefSeq, a predicted model, not a curated record
AUGGCUUUGUACACAGAUCCAAAUUGGAAACCAGCUGUUAAUUAUGAAGAACUUGCAAUCAAAGGUUGGAAUCAUGGAAUUGCUGAAAUAAAUGGUGAAAAUCUUGCUUUUAAGAUUGAAGAUAAAUUAGCUUUUGAGUUUCCAUUAAAUAGUGUAUCAAAUUGUACUGGACAAAAAAAUGAAGCUACAUUAGAAUUUCAUAGUAACGAAGAUGCACCAAUAAAUCUAGUUGAAAUGAGAUUCCAUAUGCCUCAAGAUGUUAAUGCUGAGGAGGAAAUUGAUAGAGUAGAAGAGUUCAAGAAAGCUGUUAUGGAAUAUGCUGGUAUUGUCACUGAAACUGAUCUUCCAUUAGCUUACUUCUCUCAACUUUUAUGUGCUACACCUAGGGGUCGUUAUGACGUUAAAGUUUUUCCAACACAUUUAUCAUUUCAUGGAAAGACAUAUGAUUAUAAAAUUAAUUAUCGUUCUGUAGAUAGAAUGUUUUUGUUAUCACAUAAGGAUGGUAGACAUGUUUUUUUUGUCUUAUCAAUUAAUCCACCAAUUCGUCAAGGUCAAACCAGAUAUCCCUUUAUUGUUUUUGAAUUUUCAAAAGAGGAUAUUGUUGAAUUUGAUGUAAACAUGUCACCUGAAUUAUUGGAAAAAACAUAUGGUGGAAAAAUAGCCUCCCAUCACUCAGGACCAGUUCAUGAAGUUUUUUCAAAAUUUCUAAGGAUUUUAACAAACAAAAAAGUUACUGUUACUGGGACAUUUGUUAGUAAACAAGGAAAUCAAUCAAUUGAUUGUGCCUUUAAACAGGCUGCAGGAUUUCUUUUUCCACUGGAAAAAGGAUUUGUUUAUGUUCAUAAACCACCAAUGUACAUUCGUUUUGAAGAUAUCUUAUCAAUUAAUUUUGAAAGGAGUGAUCUUACCACUAGAACUUUUGACUUUGAAAUUGAUCUCAAGAAUGGACAAACUGUAACAUUCAAUAGUAUAGAUAAGGAUGAAAACAAUCACCUCAUUGAUUAUGUUCGUAGCAAGGGAUUAAAUGUUCGUAAUGCUAGAAAGACACAAGAUAUUAAAGGAAGAAAUGGUGGAGAUGACUUUGAUCCUUAUCGUGAAGCUUUGAAGAAGGAUGCCGUUAGUGAUGAUGAUGAAGAUGAGAGUGAAGAUGAAGAUUAUGAUGUUGAAAAGGAUGAGAAGAAACUUGAAGAAAGUGGUUCAUCCGAAGAUAGUGCUGAAUCUGAAGGUGAUGAAGAAAUGGAUUAA